This is a messenger RNA of Colletes gigas, 3438 nucleotides long. RefSeq names its product serine/threonine-protein phosphatase 6 regulatory ankyrin repeat subunit C-like. Gene Ontology annotation, molecular function: protein binding. The record is from RefSeq and is a predicted model, not a curated record. The transcript has 4 exons. NCBI's taxonomy places the organism in Eukaryota, Metazoa, Arthropoda, Insecta, Hymenoptera, Colletidae. Bases 1039 to 2775 code for a protein of 578 amino acids.
AAUUGUAGAAAUUAAAAAUCCUGAUACACUGUAUCGUCCAACUAUGUUCAUUCAAGUUCACAUUUAAUAAAGAAUUUUUUAAUAUGUGCACUUAUGUAUACUAUAAUUUAAAUGUAGGCCUACCAGAGGUUUUACAAAGAGGGGGGGGGGGGGGGGGGGUGAGGUUUAUAUACUACGGAUUUCUAUAAGGUAAGUGACCCAGGCCUCUCUCGAUUUCUAAGAAAAUUUUUUCUUCAAAACAUUCUAACAAGGAGAGAUCAAAAUCAGGAUUUAAUGCAAUGUUAGGUGAAAGCAUAAAACUUAUGUGUCAGCAUUUGUAAUACUACAAUUAUUCAUUAUGAUAUUUCGUAUCGUAAUUAUACGUGUUAAAUUAACGAUGUCUAAAUAGCAUCUAUAGGUGUCGUUUCCGGAGUCAAUGCGACUUAUACUGUUUACGCAGCAAAAUGAAUGCUGCAUAUGCAAAGAAUGCUUACAUUUCUAAAAACUAACUCGUAUAUCUUGCAAUUAAACUAGAAAACUAACGAGGGAUAAAGAAUUAUGGCCAGCGUAUCGAUGAUAAAAGGAAGGGAAAUGUAGCGAUGUAUGGUAUCGGGUCUACAAUGAAUUCCUUGGAUGCGCCGCAGGAGGGUUAUAAGAAGUCGGGUAAGGAGCAAGAGUGGGGAAGUUAAGAACAAGUUAAGGAGGGGAGAAGCGUAGAGAUCUGCAGGCGACGCUUCGUAAGCAGAUUCAUUUGAUUUUCAGUCACGUAUUCUUGAUUCGGUCGGUUCGUUUAUGAGUCGGUUCUACGCUCGGACUCACGCAUAGGCAUUCAUAAUUCGUACUUGCUGGCAUCUUGAUCGCAUGACCGAUAACCGACACGGCACCAAGGGAGGAAUGAACAAGCAGGUGUAUUAAAAAAUAAAUAAAAAUAAAAAGAUAAAACGCAAGCGAUGACUACUGUAAAGUAGAUCACGGUGCGAGACUCUACUCCUGUUAAAAGGCGUCGAGCCAAUUACCAGUGAAUCAGACUCAAUUAAAAGGCGAGCAACAAUCGUCACAAUGACUGCUGCUUACGCGAACGAUCCCAUAACCCAGGAACAGAACGUAGAGAAGAAGACGAGCGUGUUAGCCAAUAAAACAUUGCACAACGCGAAAGAGCAAACGGCACGCGAGGAUAAUAACGAAAUUACUUGUGCAGAAAUGAUGAGGCUUGCAACAGGUGGCCAGAAUCGAGAGGAAAUAUCCGUUAAUCAGGAGGAACCCACGCUUUGUGUAUCGGCUGAUACAACUGCGUUCGAUGAACAAAAAGACACGGAUGCCCCGGAAUGCAGGAAACAUUCCGAGGACGGUGAAUUUUCGGAGAGAAACGAAAAUAUUGUAGCUAUGGUCGACGAUGAUCAAGAUGCAAUCGUCGAGCCGACCGAAAUGAAAAACAGUGAAGUGUCGGUGAACGGUGAAUCGAGUGCAGCAAAGUCGAGUUCUGAUUCGAUCGUAUCAACAGGACUGGACGGGGCUGCCACCGAAAGUGAUACCGAAAAUGCAAUGUCGGAAACACGUGGAACUGAUCUGUCCUUGAACGAUAAUUUUAAGAUACAGGAAUUACAAAAUUCCAUCAAGAGCAUGUUUACAGAAAUGGCGAACUUUACGAUCAAUUACGAGGUACGGAACGGAUCGUCGAGAGGUGUUGAUUUUCAAAACGACGCGGAGGAAAUUUAUGAUCCAGAAAGCGAGCUGAAUUUCCAUGAGGCCGUGCGCGCUGGCGACGCCAAGAGCGUCGCAGCGCUUCUUACAAAAGACACUGUACAAAACCUGGACGAACCGGAUUGGAAUGUUUCAGGUGAUCCACCCCUGCUAGUGGCCGCUACUAAUCAUUGUUUGCCCAUCCUAAGUUUGUUGCUUGCGAACGGAUGCGAUCCAGCUGUGCGUUCCCCUCGCGGCGAAACGGCGCUUCACAGAGUAAUUUUAAAUGGAGGACCAGGAAACGUAUUAGAAUUUGUAGGAGAGCUUCUGAAAUACGGUUGCCCGCCGAGCGUCAAAGAGGCCGGCGGCGGAUUAACGGCGUUGCACGUAUUAACUCGGCAAUUAGCACAUGCGCAAGGAUCGAAGAACCUUCAUCAUAACUUCGACGCGGCCUUGAAGACGCUUGAUUUAUUAGCGAGCGCCGGCCCUGUCAAUGCGAAAGAUCAUCAAGGCCGCAGUGCACUACACAUUUUAGCCUCUUCCACCAUCUUCGAUAACAACCACAGGACUGAAAUUGAAUCUUUGAUCGGGACUUUGUUGGCUGCCGGCGCGGACCCGGCAUUGAAGAACGACCGAGGAGAGACUCCGCUGCACGAGUGUCUCGAGUGUGGUGCUUUGAACACAGCGUUUUUGUUGGUGUCGCACACGCCUACUGGUAUAAUGUCGCGCUAUGGCGAAACACCGUUGCACAUUGCCUCUAGGAAGAAUUACGCCGACAUGGUAGCGAAAUUGUUGGAACAAGGGGAGGACCCUAGCGUACAAGAUGCAGGUGGUAACACACCGUUGCAUUUAGCCUCAGCAAGAGGUUUUCAUCAGAUCGUUUCCCUGUUAGUCACGUCCCCUCUCGCGCAGUUAGAAAAACUAAACACAGAAGGGUUGACAGCCCUCCAAGUAGCCACGGAAAGCGGCUUUGUUAAUGCGGUGAGAUUGUUGCUGAAAGCGGGUGCAGAUCCAAGCCAAACGGUACACUAUUGUUCGACGACCCUUCAUCGUCAUCCCGACAUUUCUGUUUUAAUAGAUCACGAAUUGAGUAGACGUCGUCAACUGGCCGCUUGAUUAUUUCUGUAUUACUUUUCGUUACUAAAUCGCCAUUUUAAUCAAAUUUAUCAAGUUUCUUUUUUCGUUAGCGACCGAAGCAAAUGCUACUUGUAGCAGGAAAUUGAUUUCAGACGCUCGGUCAACUUUAUUAACAAAUCGAUUGUUUUGUUUACUUGCUACAGUCUUCGAUUAUGCUAUUUGAAGCAAUAAAUUCGAAAUACAUGUUACAAUUUUAAGCGUUCAUUAUUAAUGUUGAAAUUUAUGAUCCUCGGUAAGUGAAACAGUUUGUGUUGAAUCUCAAUGUCAAGGCGUUUAAUACUUUUAGAUAGUUCUUUGAUACUAUAAUUAAGAAAACAUUAGUUUGACGUUUGUUAAUCAUUCUACGCGGUUUAUGUAAUUGUUAAGUUUAGAUACUAAAAUAUCUUUUAUAUUGAAAUUAUAUAAUCUUCUUGAAUAUUUAUAAAUCAUUGAGUCUAACAUAUUCUAUUUACAUAGGGAAUUAUGUAACUUUGUUUAGGUAAUGUUAGAACAUCUCAAUGAUUUUCAACUAUUCCAAAAUCUGAAGUACAAUUUAACUUCAUCGAAUAUACACGAGUUCUUAUUACAAAAAUUAUAUUGCCAUUUGUAUGGGCUGUAUGGACUCCUCUUUGUUGACAAAUUACAGAUAUUAGUAUAUGCUUA